Molecule: messenger RNA, 951 nt
Organism: Parasteatoda tepidariorum (common house spider)
Lineage: Eukaryota; Metazoa; Arthropoda; Arachnida; Araneae; Theridiidae
Source: RefSeq, a predicted model, not a curated record
AUGAUUAAGUCAUCAUUAAAGGAAGAAACUUCACCUGUUAGAAUAUUAUUAGAUAAUGGAUCCAUGCGAACAUUCCUUUUAGAAGAAGUUUCAAAAAGAUUAAAACUUCCCAUUGUAAGAUCGGAAACUUUAUCUGUUUAUACCUUCGGAGCUGAUGGAGCUCAAGAGAAAAUUUAUGAUGUUGUUAAAAUUAGAUUAGCUAAUAGGGAUCAACUUUCUUUAAAUAUUGAACUUGAAGCUCUAGUCACGAUUAAAAAUUUUGAUCAAGAACAUUCCAACAAUACUAUAGCCACGGAAGUUUUGAAUCGGAAAAAAAACAAUAAUGUUAAACUUCCUAAAUUAUCGAUAGAAAAAUAUUAUGGGGAUCCGAGUGUUAGGAUAGAAUUCUGGAAUCAAUUUCAAAGUACAAUUGAUAAAAAUGAAACAUUAUCUGUAAUAGACAAAUUCUCGUAUUUAAAAUCACUUUUAGGAGGUGCUGCAGCUAAUGUUGUUAAUGGGUUUUCGCUUUCUGAGGAAAAUUAUGUAAAAGCUGUUAAACUAUUAAAAGAAAGAUUCGGUAGAGAUGAAUUAGUUAUAAAUGCUCAUAUGAACAAAUUGUUAAAUCUCUAUCCUGUUAAAGAUGCUAAUAAUGUUUUAGGAUUAAGAAAAUUAUAUGACACUUGUGAAGUACAAAUUCGAAGUUUGGACUCUUUAAAAGUAACUUCCGGAAUGUAUGGACAUUUAUUGUACCCCAUUUUGAUUAAAUUAAUUCCUGAAGAAUUAGCUUUAAGCUUUAACCGUAGAAAAUUAGAUAAAGCAAAUCUAAGUGAUUUUGAUGUAAUGGAACUGAUAAAUUUUCUAAAAAUUGAAAUAGAAUGCAGGGAAACUGUUUCAUUCCAAAACUCGAGGGUAGAUAGAAAGAGAAACUUCAUUAAUCAUAAUACUGUCGCAAAACAACAAUUUGGCAAUUAG